AUGAACGCUGAAGACGCGCUAUUAGCCCGAGAAGAUAGGCCCAAGAAAAGAGACCGACAAGAAGACCCCCAACAGGACCAGGGGCGGAAGAAAGGCAGGAUGGGAGACCGAAGGGAGGAGAGACGCCCUAAACCCAUGGGCGGAAGGUUCACAAGUUUCACCCCGUUAACCACCCCAAUGGACCAAGUCCUAAUGCAGAUUAAGGACGAGGAGGCCCUGACGUUUCCAGGAAAGCUGAAGAGUGAUCCCAACAAACGAUCCAGGGAUAAAUAUUGCUGCUUCCACCGUGACCAUGGUCACGACACAGCUGAUUGCUACGACUUGAAGCAGCAAAUUGAAGCCCUUAUCCAACAAGGAAAGCUGCAAAAGUUCGUCAGUAAGGAGAGAACGGAUCCACCCCCACAAGAACAACACCCUCGGCGAGAGAACGAGCGACCAAGACCUCCCAUAGGGGACAUAAGGAUGAUAGUUGGAAGAACAGUUGCAGCCGGGUCUUCAAAAAAGGCCCGCAAAACGUACCUCCAGAUGGUGCAGAGCGUCCAGUUGACGGGCACCGUGCCAAAGAUAGCAAGGAAAGAAUGCCCCAUUAUCGGGUUCUCAAAGGAAGAUGCAUGA
Messenger RNA from Quercus lobata, 615 nucleotides. RefSeq lists its product as uncharacterized. Bases 1 to 615 code for a protein of 204 amino acids. The transcript has a single exon. The record is from RefSeq and is a predicted model, not a curated record. NCBI's taxonomy places the organism in Eukaryota, Viridiplantae, Streptophyta, Magnoliopsida, Fagales, Fagaceae.